Messenger RNA from Cololabis saira (Pacific saury), 5363 nucleotides. RefSeq names its product solute carrier family 24 member 2 (gene slc24a2b). Gene Ontology annotation, biological process: long-term synaptic potentiation; long-term synaptic depression; calcium ion transmembrane transport. Gene Ontology annotation, molecular function: calcium, potassium:sodium antiporter activity; calcium channel activity. Gene Ontology annotation, cellular component: membrane. The coding region runs from base 361 to 2238 and encodes 625 amino acids. The transcript has 10 exons. Lineage: Eukaryota; Metazoa; Chordata; Actinopteri; Beloniformes; Belonidae. The record is from RefSeq and is a predicted model, not a curated record.
AUUUACUGCAGGGACCUUCAGUUUGGAUACUAGGUGCUUGGGAUUGUUCUGCUUUUGGAGUCAAUUUACUGGAAUAUUCCUUCAGAGAGUCAGGACUUGCUUCUGCCUGCUGGAGAGCUUCCUGGAGAACGAGACAUAUCCAAGCGUGUGAGUAAUAUGAAGAAGCCUUUGAACCUACUGGAUCCUGGUAUACGACUACAGGACCGCCAUUGUCGUUAGACCUGGGAGCAGCAUGCAAACAAACCGGUGAACCGCUGCUGCCUGUCAAACCCCCGCCCUUGUAGCCGCCAGUAUCGCCAACCGAGCUUUGGGGGGGAUCCCAGACACUCACACCCUGCUUGACGACCUGCGCCAAACACCAUGGAUUUUUUGGAACCCAUAAGAAGUCAAGACAUGAUAGCUUACUCCUGCUCUGAUCCUCUCCUGGGUCCUCCCAGAACGAGCACCCGGUACCACUAUCAGUGCAUCAAGAGAAAGCUGCGGCCCGGGCGGAUUCUGGGGUUCAUCAUCAGCCUGGUUGUUGUCUCCACAGUUUGUUCUCUGAGUGCCUUCUCAUUGGUCGUGGCAGUGACGAAUGAGCUGGGUUCAGCCAAUGCAACAGUACCCCAAAGAACUCUUCUGCAGCACCACAACCUGUUAGCGGCCCCAGAAGACACACCGGUAGCCAUGAAGUCUUCUGACGAAGAGAGUCAAGGGGACUAUCCGACGGACUAUUUCAGCGUUGAGCAGAGACGUCAGGGCUUUGUGGUGUUUCACAUGUUGGGAAUGUUGUACAUGUUCAUAGCCUUAGCCAUCGUUUGCGAUGAGUUUUUUGUCCCAGCACUAACUGUCAUCACAGAGAAGCUGGAGAUCUCUGAUGAUGUGGCGGGAGCCACCUUUAUGGCAGCAGGUGGAUCAGCCCCAGAACUCUUUACUUCUGUCAUUGGAGUCUUCGUUUCCCACAGUAACGUGGGUAUUGGUACCAUUGUGGGAUCGGCUGUCUUCAACAUCCUGUUUGUGAUUGGGAUGUGCGCUCUUUUCUCCAAAGAGGUGCUGAACCUCACCUGGUGGCCUCUCUUCAGAGAUGUAUCUUUCUAUAUCAUCGGCCUGCUGAUGCUAAUCUAUUUCUUUCUGGAUAAUCAAAUAACAGUGGAGGAAAGCAUUAGCCUGCUGUCGUGUUAUAUUUGCUAUGUGACAUUCAUGAAGUACAAUGCCAAUGUAGAACUUGUCAUCAAGAGCCUGCUGGGCAGCAACCAGGUGGAUGAGCUGGAGACUGCACCGAAGAUAACUGCACCCACCGACGACGAGAACAAGCUAACAGCCAAACCCAGGCUGCAGAGGGAAGGAAGCUGCGCGUCUCUACACAACUCACUGAUGAGGAACAGCAUCUUCCAACUCAUGAUACACACACUGGACCCCCUCAGUGAUGAAGUUUCCUCUGUUGCAGGACAAUUCAGAGAGAAGGCUUCAAUACUCCACAAAAUGGCCAAGAAGAAGUGUAAGGGUGAUGCUAUGAGUGCCAACGGUGUAGCUGAUAAAAAAAUCCCCAAUAGUUCAAAUGUUGCGGUGGAAGUUACACCACCCAUGAACGGCAUUGCAGUAGGAGACCAGGGCAAUGAUGAAGACGAUGACGAUGAAAGCCAACCUCUGAGUCUGGCCUGGCCCGAUACGUUUAGGAAACAGAUCACCUAUCUCGUCAUCCUGCCCAUUGUCUUUCCUCUGUGGUUGACACUGCCUGACGUCAGGAGAGAGAGUGCAGAAAGGUUCUUUCCCUUGACUUUCAUUGGUGCCAUCUCUUGGAUCGCUUUCUUUUCCUACCUGAUGGUUUGGUGGGCUCACCAGGUUGGAGAAACCUUUUGGAUCACGGAAGAGAUCAUGGGUUUGACCAUUUUAGCAGCUGGCACAUCAAUCCCUGAUUUGAUCACCAGUGUGAUUGUAGCACGAAAAGGUCUGGGGGACAUGGCUGUUUCCAGCUCGGUGGGCUCCAACAUCUUUGAUAUCACUGUAGGUCUGCCAUUCCCAUGGCUCUUGUACAACAUCAUCAAUGAUUUUAAGCCAGUGGAGGUGAGCAGCAAUGGCCUGUUCUGUGCCAUUGUCCUCCUCUUCCUUAUGCUCCUCUUCGUCAUCAUUUCCAUCGCAGUUUGCAGAUGGAGAAUGAGCAAGUUCCUGGGCAUGCUCAUGUUCCUACUCUACUUCAUCUUUCUGAUUGUCAGUGUCAUGCUGGAGGACAAAAUCAUUGUGUGCCCUGUCAGCGUCUGAGAGCACGACUCCUAAUGGAUUUCCUGAAAUCUCAUAUCAUAUUUAUCAUAACAGUGCAAUAACAUCCUCACAUACACAUAACACAUUCACAUACACACACAAACUCUCUUAUAUGUUUAACAUGCAUGCAAUAGAUACUGGACGGUACUGUAUACACACACACACACACACACACACACACACACACACACACACACACACACACACACACACACACACACGUACACACAAAAGUUGCUGAUAUCGAUUAAGCCAGAGUUGUGAUAUAAGUCAACUUUGGCCGGUGCACACAGCUACAGUAUUUAUCAGUGGCAGAAAAAGUCUGUUCUCUUAAAACAGACGGCCACUCAAUAAAAACCUUUGAAAGAGGUGACUUUGUUGGGUAGUCACUUCUGGUUGAAACCCGCUGUAACAAAAAUGCUGGACAUUGAAUGCAACUCAGGAUGGAAGUCAAAGGUAAAAAAAAAAAACAACUGACUAUUGAACUGUUUGAACUGCAAUUUAAGAAGAUGCUCCACUGCUCAGGCAAGGAUGAAAGUUUCCAGCUAUAACUUAAAAUGGAGACCCUAAGAGGUUAGUUUUUUUGACACUGAGAUCAAAGAAACUUGUCAUGAUUAAACGAAGGCCCAAUGCAAGAGACAGGAAAAAAUGUUUUCACUUGUUUUUAGAUUUUAAGAAAUUGUCCAUUCCACCAAGUAUAGAAACAAUCUCUGUUAACAAAAUAACUGUGUUUUUGGGGGGUUAGAUACAUUUGUUUAAACUGACUAAGGUUUCCAUCCUGUUUGUUUACUGUGCAUGUGCAUAUCCCAGUUAUCUCAUUUGGAUUUUUGCUAUACAGAAAUGAGCUUGUGAACAUGUCUUUGUUUAGAAAGAGUUUACAUGCACCACUUCAGAAAGGGAUUCCAAGAGAACAAAGAUGAAGAGAAAAAAAUUGUACUCCUGUUUCUAUUUUACUUGUAAUUUACUUAUUCAACUUUUUUCUCAAUUAAAUUAGCCAUUUAAAACAAAAAGAACAAUCAGCUAUCAGUGGCUUUUCUUUGGCAAUGUUUUUAUGUAUAUAUCACUUGUGUACUGUACUACACACUGUACUACGCAAAGUUUGUAUUACUUUUCUUUUUUCAAACUCAGGCCCCAACCACAAUCACACUGUAAUUCUUGUUGUAGUACUGGCUCAGAGUCCUCUUGAGGAUGUUUACAGCAUCUACUGAGGUAUUUCAUGCACUUGUACGUUCAGUCAGUUUCACAAAUUGCAACAAGUGAUGGGUACAUGGCCAUCAGCAGAAAGUUUAACUUACAUCCUGAUGACAUCAUAUAUCUGUUCUCACAGCUCUCAAUGUGUAUCCACCUCAUUGGUUGUAAGCUUAUAUACGCUUAUAAAGCUUAUAAGCUUUAUAAACAAACAAAAAAAUAAUUCAUCUUUUUCGUAAGGGUCCUCCUUUUUCUACUUUAAUGUCACACACUUUUUCUGAAAAGUUAAGAUACUACAUCAUAGUACAAUUUAUGAAACAAUAAAGACGUGUGUAACAAACAAAAAUCCCUUUCUGCAAACAGAAAAAAGUGUAAUCAUUGUCCAUCUUGUGUUAAUCAGUUGCACAACAGCUCGAUCAUACGCAGUGAAUCCAGUUCCAACAUCAUGAACAGCCUGACUGCUAUCAGUGCCCGAGACCACUCAGAAUCAUAGGAAAAAAAGUAGUGGUCGCCUAUGACCCAGUAAUAUGUUCACAUCUGUUCCUCCUGCAGUGCACAUUUCUUAUUGAUUUUCCCCAUGUUGCCUGCUUUCUUUGUAAAACACCUGAAAUAAAAUUGCAUGUCGUAGAUAAUUUACUCUUGUAUUGGUCUAAAAGAAAUGCUCCACUCAGGCUCUGUGGACAUUUCUAAAUCACAUCUACACUUGCGUUGUAUUUCUAGAAGUGCAUAAAUUAGCAAUUUGAACAUAUUAAAUUGUUCCAGAACAUUAUUGCACCGAAAUAGAAGAUGAAAUGCAAAAGGUGAUAUCCUCUUUCAUUUAUAUUUUAGAGUUUUUAUAUUCCGUAUGCUUACCUUGGAAGGAAAAUCUGGACAUGGAAAUAUUCUGCUUUACUCAAGCAUAUAUGUGCAAAAAUGUUGCUUUUAUCAUUUUUAAUAUAGAAAUUGAUUUCUGUAGACACUUGGAUCUGAUUUUCCUGUUUAGAGAUUAAAUCAGCACAAAGGAAUAUUUGCAAUGUGCAGCUCUGAAGGCCCCACCAUGGGCGUGGAGGUGAAGUCGCUUUUACAGCACUGUUCAAAAUGUAUUCUUGUUUGAUCUCUUACUUGAUCAUUCUCUUAUUUUGCCAUCCAUCUUUACUUUCCUGACGCCAUGGUGUCCACUGUAGCUCAGUGAGCUAAUUUCAUCAGUGUUGAUGUGCAACAUUAUGCCGUAGAACAACACAGAUGAGCACUACGGGAGUCCAAAGUUACUUUGGCUGCUUUUUGCCAAUAGUACAGAUGGGAGACAGCGAGAACAAGAUGAUGCUGCCUGAAACUAAACAAAUGUUCCCUUAAAUGAAACUGACGGACAUAUUUAAUGUGAACAACGCUCCUUUGUGCUGCUUUAAUGACAAUAUCAAUUCAUAAUUCAUAUAUAACCAAAAGUUGUUUUUUUAUGUUUUCAUAUUUUUUCCAAAUGAAUGUUUAAAGACUUUUACAUGAAACCGACAGUAACUGUUAUCAAUCUCAGAAAGAAUUUAAUUCAGUGUCUACAGUAUAUAUAUGAACAGAAGUUUGUAAAUGUAAUUGGAGACAUAUGAACUGCGUUUUGUAUCUAGUCUUAGUCAUCCCAUCCCAUGGAAUAGCUUAAAAAUCUUCACACACCAGAUCUUAAACUGCUUAGCCUACCAAUGCAGUAUCACAUGAUUUUUUUUUCUUUUUUCUUUUUUGCUGUCAUGAAUGAUCUGAAUGUGAACAAUGCUGAUAUGGAUGUGUGCUUUUAAAAAUGUUAAGAAUUCUCCUUGCCCGGUUUCAAUACCAUGACAAAUGUUAAAAUGGUGUUGUAUCUCCCUCAUGUGUUGUGCAUAUGGACUCCUCCUCACGUAUUACUUGAAUCAUGUACUAUACUGUAAAAACAUAUAUAUUAUUCAUCUCUGUAUAAAACGCGAUUAACAAAUAAA